AAAGAAAUGUCAAGUCUUUUCUAACCUAAAAGUUCAUACAUUUGUAAUCUUAUUAAAAUUGUAAAGUUAAAAUGUCUCAGUUAAUAAAUACUUUCUUACGGAAUCCUGUCCUAAAGAGUGUAAGAUUACAUGUGCCAUGCCGGAUGAUCCAGUUAACUGCAGUUCAGCAACUGUAUGCGCCCGCAGCCCUGGGAAUCGAUGGCUACCUUCACGCCAGGAGGAGAAUCAAGGAACAAUUCGCAAACUUUACCGAUAAAUUCAGGACAAAGAUGACAGAAUUUGUGGACGACUCCAAGAACAUGGUGUUCACAGAGGAUCUCAAGAAUAUGGUGCACAUUGCUGAGCCUUCAGAUGUGGAAUUGUGUCUUAAAAUGAUUAAAAAAUUCAACACACAAAGUUCCGAGUACCGAUUUGGAUCCUUUGUGUUUGGGCCUGUGGUUAUGAGGAUGUUCCAUUUUCUGGAUGCACCUAAUGAAGCUUUAAAGUGCUUUGAAGACCCAGAAAACGGUGAUUUCUUUGACCAACUAGUCACAUACCAGAUAUUAUUAGACCUGCUAUACAGCCACCAGAUGUAUGAUGACAUGUACAGGGUGUUUGAGAGAGUGAAGGAUCGUCAGAUCAACAUGACCAAGUAUCCGAAGUAUCCAGUCGUUUUAAUACUUGCAGCUUGUUAUAAACAGAAUACACCACAAAGUAUGGAAUACGCAUCAAAGUUAUGGUCAGAGAUGAGCAAAACAGGCACUGUUCCACUAAGAAGAGCAUGCACAUUCUUUGCUGCAUUGGCCCUUAAGCAGGGUGCUCCCCACAUAGCGCUAGAGUCGAUAUCAUCACAGAAACAACAUUAUGUCACAAUCCGAAACAUAAAGGCAACAGCGUUAGCGGCCAUGGGUAGAGUGGAUGACACGUUACCGGUGCUUCGAACUGUAUUGGACAUCGACUCGCCGGAGCAGAAAGACAAACACACAUUCUUCGAAGAAACUAUAUUAAAAGUAAAGGAGGCAGUGGAGAAGAGCGAGAAUAAAGAUCUGAAGAAGGAGUUCGAUGAUAUCCACAAAGCGUUGGUUGAUCGGCAGUUAAUAGAUUCUAAGCAGACUCUGGAUAUGCUGCUGAACGCAGAGAUCGCAGCGGUGAAGAAGACCGACGGACCGGGCAGCGGCAUGCCUUCAUACAAAAAGCAGAUGCCCUACGGACUUAGGCAGAAGAGGCGUAGCUAAUACAUAUAAUAAAGUUGAUAUUAUUAGCAAAGAAAAUUCAUUGUAAUUGGUAUAAAGUUAUUGCCCCUUAGUUUGACAUCCAAAAUCUUCGAGCAACACCGGCUUCCGACACGUUGUAAGGGAGGAGCCCAAGCGAUAUCUUACCGUACAAAUUGUUCUGUCAUUUUUUGCGAGGGGAUAAGUGCACAGGCGCACUUCUCACUCACUACAUACAAAAUCUAAUCUCUAAUGACGACACAAAUACAUAGAAAAUUACACACGUCAAAGACAAAUCUUGCACACCUCGACUCGAGUCACAACACGCACCGCGCUAGUUGUGUGCAUGCCCAGUUGGGCAUGUGCUUCGGCAGAGCCUUUCCGGUGUUGCUCGAAAUCCAAAUUAGAUGGCGCUGUACCGCUUUCAGCUUUAAAUAAUAGUUCCUAAUCUCUCCGGUGGCGCUAGUUAGGCUCUGGGACAUGAGUAUAACAUGAACCAUAUAAGGCAACAAAUAACCCGACCAAAUUACGUAGGUUGUUUUUGGUAGUAUUUCGGUGUAUGGUGGCGCCACCUAAUUACUGUUUAUUGAUGGACACUUUUCAUACAUAGAGAUUUGGCUCCUUUAUAUAGUCUCCGUGGUUUUGCGGUCACUGAAUUGUCAAACUUUUGACAAUCAGAGUUACCACAAAAUGUAUAUAUGAAGCUGUACAGCGCCAUCUCGUUUACCUGUCAAAUUCGAAUCACGAAAUUGUUUUAAGAUUUUACGCAUCUUAAUCAAUCAAUGUUUCUUUGUUAGUAGACAUAAAUGCAUCUUGUCUUAUAUCGGAGCAUCCUUUAUAAUGGCGUAAGCGCCGUCGACAAUAAGGUGCCCUUUUUAUAGAAAAUACCACAUUUCAACAGAUUAUUCUGUUGUCAAAUAGUUUCAACAGUAGAACGAGCUUGGGGCUUGGAGCCAACAGUUCAGCUUACAUUAAAAUCACCGCAGUUGUAUUGAAGUAUCAUGCCUAAUUAAAAAUGGCGUAAACAUUAAUCGGUCCAUUUUUAUAUGGAGUGAAUGAAUGAGUUGAGUUAUUCAUGUGGUAAGUUCUGUAAGUAAUAUUACUUAUUCAAGUACGUAGUACCAUAGAGUAACUUAUACUAGAGCGGUACUGUCAUAAUAAAUUUUGUAACCCCAGUAAAUUCACUGCCAUCUGUCGACACACUUUAAAACUAAAAAUGAAGAUUUUUAAAAAUACGAUAAAAUGUAUUUAAAUAUGGAUAAAUGAUUUUUUUUAUUUGCAUUAAUUAUUUUUAUGAUUUUGACCCAUGUUCUUUCACUGAUAUGCGUUAAAAUUGUUAAAUAACAAACGAAACUGUCAACGCCAUCUAUACGACAGUAGGCCAAAACUAGUAGCGCCCUCUGAACGAAAAUCAAAUUUUCUUGAUUUUCGAGGCACGUUUUUUCCUUAGACUGUAUCCAUGUAGUACCUAGUUAAUAGCCAACUGCCAAAGAACCUAAAUAUUUUCUACCAUACAUUUGUGAUUGCAUUUAUCAAGCGAGCAGUGAAUUAAUUUUUAUUUGUAGAAAUCGUAACUCAAAACUUGUAAAAAAUGGCAGUGUAAGUCAUUUUUUCAAAAGUCGCACUCGAACUUUUGAGGUUAGAAUAAAGCGAGACUAAUAAAAGUACCUAAACAAGACUUGGAAUAAUUAAAUCGUAAUAUUUUAACGUUGUAAAAAAGUCCCAUGUAUG
Molecule: messenger RNA, 2921 nt
Organism: Cydia strobilella
Lineage: Eukaryota; Metazoa; Arthropoda; Insecta; Lepidoptera; Tortricidae
Product: pentatricopeptide repeat-containing protein 2, mitochondrial-like
Exons: 9
Coding region: 72-1214 (380 amino acids)
Biological process (GO): regulation of mRNA processing; mitochondrion organization; multicellular organism development
Cellular component (GO): mitochondrion
Molecular function (GO): protein binding; RNA binding
Source: RefSeq, a predicted model, not a curated record